AAGAAAAAAAACCCGGCCAAAUAAAAGCUGUGCAUGUCCCAUCAUAGCAAAGUUAUCAUGUCUAGAGUUGCAGUUUUUCAGAAGGAAGUAGGUCACGUAAGCAACUAUUUCCCAUGGUCCUUUGCGGGAUGUUGUCUCGCGAUAUUUCGGAACUGUGGCCGAAAGCUUUACAUUCCAGUUGCCCUCACAGCUGUAGAUUUAGUGGCGGACUGGAAUAAUCACCUAUUGGACAGGUGCUCGGAGGGGACGCGGGUUAAUCGAAGGGUUAACUCCAUUGGUUGCCAAGGAAGCACGUUCCGUUGAAAGCAGUCGUUAAGCCAAUAGGAAGCGAGAAUUCUUACACGUUCUGGCCAAUCACAAGACGAGGAGCGAUAUUUAAAUGCACUCCUAGCUGUUGGUAGCAUAAGCGCAGUGUCCUGUGGAGGAGGUGGACUUAGGUUGGUUUUAUCGUGGUUUCUUUUAUCGCUCCUCUGCUGAAAUGGCGACCCGCCGCGCUAUGAUUUCCCGUGAAGCUGACAAUGCUGUUGCUGGAGCUAUGGGAGCUAAAGCCCAGUUGAAUGUAAGGAGAGCUGCUCUUGGAGAGAUAGGAAAUAAGGUGACUGUGCGUGGAAAGCAACCUGCAGUAAAGAACUCAAAUGCAGCAGUGAAGCCAACCAAACCAGUAACUAAAGCAGCAAAUGUCACCACUAAGCCAAAGGCUGUCCCUGUGAAGGUUACUGUGAUUGAAGCUCCUGCAAAGGAAUCUUCUCCAGUACCUAUGGAUGUGUCAAUGAAGGAAGAAGAGGAACUCUGUCAGGCAUUCUCUGAAGCUUUUAACAAUGUGGAAAAUAUUGACGCUGAAGAUGGUGGGAACCCACAGUUGUGUAGUGAAUAUGUAAUGGAUAUCUAUAACUACCUGAAGCAACUGGAGCUCCAGCAGCCAAUAAGACAAAGAUACCUGGAUGGCAAGGAGGUUAAUGGGCGCAUGAGGGCCAUCUUGGUUGACUGGCUAGUCCAAGUUCACUCAAGGUUCCAACUGCUCCAGGAAACUUUGUACCUUGGUGUUGCUAUCAUGGAUCGCUUCCUUCAGGUUCAGCCUAUCUCCCGAGGAAAGCUUCAGCUGGCUGGUGUAACUGCUCUUCUCUUGGCAUCCAAAUAUGAAGAAAUGUACACCCCUGAGGUUGCAGACUUUGUUUACAUCACAGACAAUGCUUACACUGCUUCUCAGAUUAGAGAAAUGGAGGUGUUAAUGCUGCGUGAGCUGAACUUUGAACUGGGACGUCCACUACCACUCCACUUCCUGAGACGUGCAUCAAAAUCCUGCAGUGCUGAUGCAGAACAGCACACACUUGCAAAGUAUCUGAUGGAACUUACCCUUAUUGACUACGAUAUGGUACACUUUAGACCCUCUGAAUUGGCAUCAGCUGCACUUUGUCUGGCACAGAAAGUUCUUGGUCAGGGCAGUUGGGGAGCAACACAGCAUCACUACACUGGAUGUGCUGAGGAAGACUUAUCUCUUAUAAUGUCACAUAUGGCCAAGAAUGUUGCCAAAGUCAACAAGAACCUAACAAAGCAUGUGGCUGUGAGAAAUAAAUAUGCCAGCAGCAAGCUAAUGAAGAUCAGCGCCAUUCCUCAAUUGAUGUCUCCAGUCAUUACAGACCUGGCUGCAAGUCUUUCUUAAUACCACACUGGGGAAUACCACUUUUUGCACUUUUAUAUAACACUGCCAUUCCAGGCAUUAAUGCUGCUGAAUUUGUAAAUACGUUUUUUUUAUUAAACUUUUAGUUGUAAGCUUUGAGGAACUGCUGGGACAUCUAUGUUAAAUAA
Molecule: messenger RNA, 1806 nt
Organism: Hyla sarda
Lineage: Eukaryota; Metazoa; Chordata; Amphibia; Anura; Hylidae
Product: G2/mitotic-specific cyclin-B2-like
Exons: 9
Coding region: 479-1660 (393 amino acids)
Biological process (GO): mitotic cell cycle phase transition; regulation of cyclin-dependent protein serine/threonine kinase activity
Cellular component (GO): cyclin-dependent protein kinase holoenzyme complex; nucleus; cytoplasm
Molecular function (GO): cyclin-dependent protein serine/threonine kinase regulator activity
Source: RefSeq, a predicted model, not a curated record